CCAACGUCCAUCCAAGUCGCUGCUGCCUGCGACAUCAUGGCAUCAAACUCUGAUCAAUCGACUAAUCACACCUUGCCACUCUAGUCUAAUACACUGUCUUGUUGCGGCAUCGUAUUGGCAUCCCGGGCUGCGUCGUUCGUCGCGCGCCAUGGCCGUACAGGUCGUUUCCGACCUCCACCUAGAAACGCCCAAGGCCUACGACAUCUUUGACAUCGAGCCCAAGGCCCCCAUCCUAGCACUGCUUGGCGACAUAGGAAACGUUGUUCUGCACAAGGAGGAGUGCCUCGCCUUCCUCACCAAGCAGCUUGCCAAGUUUCGCGCUGUCCUUUUCGUGCCCGGGAACCACGAGGCCCACCAUUCAGAUUGGCCCACGACGCUCGACGUGCUGCGUGCCUUUGAGCAGCACAACCAAGGCAACGACUCCAUGGGGAAGUUUGUCUUGCUAGAUCGCGCAAAGUACCGUCUUCCAGGGACAAACGUGACUGUUCUGGGCUGCAGUCUGUUCUCCCUUGUCCCACCGGAGCGCGAGACGGCCGUCAGUUUUGGCCUCAACGACUUUUAUCAAACCCGGGACUGGGACGUGGCGACGCACAACGAGGCGCACGCUCGGGACCUUGGCUGGCUCAAUGGUCAAGUCGCCGAGCUAGAACAAACGGACACGAAGAUCAUGAUAUUCACACAUUGGGCCCCGACGCGCCAUGCAAAUGCCACUGAUCCGAGGCACAGCGAAAGCCCCAUCACCAGUGGGUUUUCGACGGAGCUCGCUGGGGAAAAGUGCUUCACGAGUGACAGUGUCAGGCUGUGGUCAUUUGGUCACACGCACUACAAUUGCGAUUUUACCUUGGACAGGGGACCAGCCGUCAGUCCGCUGCGGCUGGUGGCCAACCAACGAGAGUAUUACUUUUCGCAGUGCGAGGGAUUCGACGCAGGAAAGACCGUCAUACUCUGAUCUUGAAGUGGAAUCAAAGAAUACCCAAGAUGGGAAGUGGCGUAUUUUCAGCAAAGUUAAUAGGAAAGGAGGAUGGUCCAGAGUAUUACCUGCCGCAGUAUUCUGACAGGCCAAAGGGCGAGGCCCUGAGUAGUCGGGGAUGGUCUUCAGGAUCUGGACGACCUCAGUCGUCGUGCAAUGCUGCGUG
Purpureocillium takamizusanense is the source of this 1136-nucleotide messenger RNA. RefSeq lists its product as uncharacterized. Gene Ontology annotation, molecular function: hydrolase activity. The coding region runs from base 149 to 949 and encodes 266 amino acids. The record is from RefSeq and is a predicted model, not a curated record. Lineage: Eukaryota; Fungi; Ascomycota; Sordariomycetes; Hypocreales; Ophiocordycipitaceae. The transcript has a single exon.